Messenger RNA from Hippocampus zosterae (dwarf seahorse), 1837 nucleotides. RefSeq names its product ribonuclease P/MRP 25 subunit-like (gene rpp25l). Bases 552 to 1163 code for a protein of 203 amino acids. Gene Ontology annotation, molecular function: RNA binding. Lineage: Eukaryota; Metazoa; Chordata; Actinopteri; Syngnathiformes; Syngnathidae. Gene Ontology annotation, cellular component: ribonuclease MRP complex. Gene Ontology annotation, biological process: tRNA 5'-leader removal. The record is from RefSeq and is a predicted model, not a curated record. The transcript has 3 exons.
GAAUACGAAAGAUGUUUCAUUUUGAAAAAUGACCGGAUUUUCCGUUACAUCCGUCUGUGUCACGCUUGACACGCGUCAAACCCCGAUUCUGCGUCACGUGACCGACUACGCUAAAAAAGAAAAAGACUUAAAAAUGUUGUCAAAAAAGUGCUGGAGAUCGCAAAUGACGGCGGCCUUAAAAGGACGUUCGAGACAACUGGAUUAAAGUUGUGGCUGAAUAUUCUGAGAUCGCCACAAUAGCACUGUUGCUAUUUCCGACAUGCUACCUGUGUGAGGCGGGGGGUUUCUGCAGCAACGGCGACUAAAACAAAAUUACGAAGUAGACUGGACAUAAAACACACACUUGAAGUGUCAUUGUCUACUAUUACCACGAGAUGGCCGUCUGGUUGCAGAAAAUCAAGCUCGGGGCUGUGGCAAAGAGCCACGCCCCCUACUAACGCCCCGGCGGGGAGAAACCAUUUGCGACACUCGUCUUUGCUUUACGACAGCACGAGAAGUACACCAAACAUGUGAAGGAAAAGAGAAGAAAGAAAACGAAAAUAAGAUCCCAAAUGGAGAAUUACAGUAAAGGCCGUAGCACAGAGCAGCCAUCCGUGUGUCCGUUCACCCUUGUCCCUGACACGCCGGAGGUGCGGGUCAAAGACGGCAGUAAGAUCCGCAACUUGCUCCGCUAUGCCCUGAGUCGCAUAGAGGCCAAGCCGCAGGUAGACAAAAACGGCGGCGAGGGAGACGGCGACGUCUACGAGGAUCCGCCCAGCCGUCCCCUCUGCCGCCAGCUGGUGUUCACGGCCAGCGGCAAGGGCGUGUCGAAAGCCAUAACAUGCGCCGAAGUGGUUAAACGACGCGUCCGGGGCCUCCAUCAACUGACCUCGCUGGCCAGCUCUACGCUGACAGACGUGUGGGAUCCCCUGGAGCCGGCCGCCGGACUGGAUAGCAUCACCGUUAGCAGGAAGCUGCCCGUCAUCUGGAUUCUUCUUUCCAAGGACCCUCUGGAUCACAGCCUGCCUGGGUACCAGGCGCCUGGACGCUGCGACAACCUGUGGACUCGUGAUGAUAAGGAGGAGGUGGGAACGUACAAGAGGAAGAGGGGCGGAGGCGGCGGUAGAGGAAGGGGUGGAGGGCGGAACACAGGACGUUCUCGAGACUUGAAAGCACCCAUCUGAUAAUAACCAAUAAGCAGAAUAAGAUUGCAAAGGAGUGGAAAGUUUCUAUAGGAAGUUAAGUUGAGGAAGUUUGGGCAAAUGCAGUGGUGCCUUGAUUUACAAGUGCCCCAACGUAUGCGUUUUUCAAGUCAUGAACUGCGCCUUACUUUUUUGUUUUGUUUUUCUUUGGUGUUGGGAAGCCAGCAUUUAAUUCAAGUGAGCUUCAGACACUCCACCCAUAGAUGGCGGCAUUGAGCUUAAUAGGGAGGUCAACUGAAAGACUUGGUGUUCAUAUUUCUAUUUGGCCCAACUAAUCUAAACAUGAUAUUCUGACUAAUAUUGCAUUUGCGGGAAUAUAAAUGAAUCUGAAAAAUCUGCCUGUUUUUUUUAUCCACCUCUUGGAGCGGCCAUUUUGCCACUUGCUGUUGACUGAAAAUAGCACUGUUGCUCAGGUCAAAGGAAAUGAAUAAUCGCGGCUCAGUUUGUAAACGUCACAUGACUAAGAAAACCAGAUUAAAACAACAACAUACACCAUAUACAAUACAAUACAUCCUGAUUCAUAUAGCGCUUACACAACAGCUGCAGCUGUGGAAUAUGUCAUUGUUGAGAAAGCCUUUUUGUAAUUUUGCAACAACGUCUUGGUACAACUCCAAGUUUGAGUCAACCAUCAUUAAAAUACAAAGCUAAAAGACAAA